AAGCUUGAUGACGAUGGCAUUUGCAUUCGCUAUUUGCAUAAUUAUGUAUAGCUGGAAUUAAUUUGUGAUAUGUGAUACAAAGCUUUGCAUAGCUAAUUAUUAUAAAUUGUAAAUUUGGUACCGUGAAACAGCCGGCGGCGUGCUGCGCGAAGUCCGCGACAGCGAAGGUGCUGGCCGGUACAGCAUGACAGCUGACGCGAUCAGCAUCCGCCGUGCUGACCUCAACGACGACGGGCGGUGGGCCUGCCGGGCUGCCAACACGCACGGGCAUUUGACACUGCGUCUACACUUGGCUUUGCGCGCGCAUCUGACGGUCCAUGUACAGCCGCAUACUCAGGUGGUAAAUAGUGGUGGAACUGCUAUAAUAAACUGCACGUGGGGAGGCUGGCCAGCCCCUCGGCUGGAGUGGCUCCACAACGGUAUACCGAUCAGCACAGGCAUCGCUGGCGGCCGGGUGCGCGUGCAAAACAGCGGGGAACAACUUGUGAUCACUUCUGUGCAUAGAUCAGAUAAAGGGGUGUACCAAUGCAUGGCGAGGAAUGAAAGGGACUCAGCUCAAGCCAGUGCUGAAGUUAGGUUGGGAGAUACCGCCCCAGAGUUGCAGUACACUUUCAUAGAGCAGGUGCUCCGACCAGGUCAAGUGGUGACGCUCAAAUGUUCAGCGGCCGGGUCACCUCCACCACACUUCACUUGGCUCCUGGAUGGUCAACCGCUGAAUACUAUGGCUAGAGGACAUCGAUACAGUGUGGAACAAUUCGCUACGAAGAACAAUGAUGUAGUGAGCUAUCUCAAUAUAUCAGCGGUGAGGUCAGAGGAUGGCGGCCUGUAUACUUGCAGAGCAGCCAACUCAUUAGGAGAAGUGUCGCACACCUCUCGUCUUAAUAUUUACGGACCUCCUUACGUGAGAUCUAUCGGACCAAUCAGGGCAGUUGCUGGUCGAGAAUUGAUUUUAUACUGCCCUUACUCCGGCUAUCCAAUCAGUUCAGUCAAGUGGGAGCGAGACGGCAAGCAAGUGGAGUGGGACGGCGGCGGCGGCGCGGGGGGCGCGUUGCGCGUGGCGCGGGUGGAGGCGGCGCACGGCGGCGCGUACACGUGCACCGCCACCGGCCCGCACGGAGAGAUCGCGCGCCGCGAGCUGCAGCUCGUUGUUAGCAAUCCACCAGAAAUAGAGCCGUUCUCGUUCUCAGCAAACCUGCAGGAAGGGAAGCGAGCUCAAGUGAGCUGCAGCGUCAUUUCCGGAGAUAUGCCCGUGCACUUCAUGUGGCUGAAGGACAACGGACCAAUACCAUCUUCAUUACAGGUGGAAGAGCGAGGCGCGGAUUUUUUCAGCAAUCUUGUAUUCAAAGAAGUGUCCGCUCGGCACAGCGGCGCGUACACUUGUGUCGCGUCCAACAGCGCGGCCAAAGUUAACUAUACCGCAGAGCUGGUCGUCAAAGUAUCCCCAAAAUGGGUGACGGAACCAAAGGACGAGGCAGUGCUGGCCGGCGAGCCCGUGGCCAUGCACUGUGAGACCACUGGCUCGCCUAACCCACAGGUUACUUGGUUGAAGCAAAGAGCUGGAUCGUCAUCCGACUACAUCCCCUUAGUGAACCUGGGCGGUCGCUUCCAGUUCCUCAUGAACGGCACUCUGUGGAUAGAGUCCGCUCUGCCCUACGAUGAAGGCUACUACAUGUGUAGAGCUGAAAAUGGGGUUGGAACUCCGCUUUCUAAGAAUAUCUUCCUUUCUGUUAAUGAGCCGGCACGGUUCGAAGUGACAUCACACAACGUGUCGGCGCGGCGCGACGCGGCGGCGACGCUCGCAUGCGAGGCGCGCGGGGACGCGCCGCUGCGACUCACGUGGUCGAGGGCGGUACGACCGCUUGAUUUGUCUACUUAUAGAAUAAGUAUAUCAGAAGCGAAGACGGACAGCGGUCUGCGCUCACAGCUGUACAUCAGCCGCACGGAGCGGACUGACUCGGGCGUGUACAAGUGUCAGGCCGUCAACGCGUUCGGACACAGCGAUCAUUAUAUCUACUUAUCCGUCCAAGAAAAACCAGAGCGUCCCCAAUCGCUCUCCGUCACGGAGAUCCAAUCCCGUGCGGUGCGGUUGUCCUGGAGCCAGGGCUUCGACGGCAACUCGCCGCUGGCCGCGUACGCCGUGCAGCGCGCCGCGCUGUCGGCCGCGGGCGCACUGCGGGCGGACCACUGGGACGCGGCCGACACGCUCAACGUGUCCGUGCACGGUCCGGACCAUCCGCACCUCGUGCUAACGAAAAAGGGAGAUAUCCACUACGAAGCUCUACUCAGCGGGUUAAGGCCUCACACGGCAUACAUGAUACGGAUAGCCGCUAUAAACCAGAUUGACCGAAGCGCUUACACUGAACCCGUUGUGGUAAAGACACAAGAAGAAGCGCCAUCCGAAGCGCCGAGCGCGGUGCAGGUGAGCGCGGCGGGUCCGGGCGAGCUGCACGUGUCGUGGCGCGCGCCGCCGCGGGACGCGUGGCACGGCGACCUGCUCGGCUACUCCGUGGCGUGCACUGAGCUCGCGGUGGACGGGAUGCACGGGAACGCUACUAGAACACUAACAGUAAACGGGUGGUCUGCGACAGAGCUAAGCUUGUCGUCGCUAAAGAAGUUCACGCGGUACGAGGUGCGAGUGCGCGCGUUCAACGGCGUCGCCGCCGGACCCGCCUCUGCGCCUGUCACCGCUACAACACUUGAAGGAGUACCCGAGGCAGCGCCCUCCCGCGUGACAUGCUCUGCGCUGUCGUCCUCAAGCGCGAAGGUGUCGUGGGGCGCGCCUCCCCCCGCACUGCGCGGCGGCAUCAUACAGGGGUACAAGGUCAUCUACGCGCCGCUCACUAGUAACCAUGCGGACGUGGCAGAAAUCAAGCGAGUAACAACAACAGACACGUACCUGCACACUCUGCACAAGUACACCAACUACUCGGUGCAAGUACUCGCCUUCACCAGCGCGGGAGAUGGGAAGAGAAGCCCGCCUGUGUACUGCAUGACUGAGGAAGAUGUUCCAUCGGCUCCAGAAAAGAUCAAAGCUCUCGCAUACUCUAGUGACUCGGUCCUGGUGAGCUGGUUACCGCCACUCCAUCCAAACGGCAUCAUCUCUCACUACACCGUUUACUAUCGGGAAGCUGGCAGGUUGGGAAAGCACUCAAGUUUCACAGUGGCUGCGGAGAAAAGCCCCGAGCUGGAGCUGCUUUUCCAGGUGCGCAAUCUUAUGGAGAACCAGCUGUACGAGUUCUGGGUGUCCGCCACCACCGGCUCUGGAGAGGGGGAGUCCACGCUCGUUGUGGGACAGGGACCUAGUGCUAGGAUACCAGCGCGCAUAGCAUCGUUCGGCGGAGUGCGUGCGGUGCGCGUGGGCGAGGGCGCGCUGCUGGCGUGCUCGUGCGUGGGCGCGCCCGCACCGCGCUCGCGCUGGGCGCACCGCCUCGACCCCGUCACACACCACCACUUCUACCAGGUCACGCGCAAGGGACACCUGCAUAUACGCGAGGUAAACGAGCAGUCAUCGGGCAACUUCACGUGUACAGCGCACAACAGCAUCGGCGAGGACUCGAUAGUGUACGUGGUGUGGGCGCUGGGCCCGCCCGGCGCGCCCGCGCUGUCGCUGCAGUACACCACCGCGUCCAGCGUGCGCCUGCUGUGGCGCCUGCCGCCCGCCGACUCGCCCGUGCUUGGUUACGUUCUCCAUUACAAACAAGCUUCAGAACAAGAAUGGCACAGCGUGGAACUGUCCCCAGAGCUGACGUCAUACACGAUGGACAUGUUGAAAUGCGGCACCACGUACAACGCGAAGAUUCAAGCGCAAAACAAAAUCUCGUUAGGUCCCCCGAGUGAGGUUCUCACUGCUACAACUAGAGGAGGACGUCCCAAGCCACCGAAGCCGGAGGAGCACGUGCACAUGAACGCGACGGCGAUCAAAGUGAACCUGUACGCGUGGCGCGACGCCGGCUGCCCCAUUCUUGGCUUCCGCAUCGCUUACCGCCGCGCGGGGGAUGAGCAUUGGAUCAAGGUGGGUGAGACGCUUACGGGCGCGAACCACGUGCUGGGCGAACUAGCACCGGGCACGUGGUACGAGCUCAUGGUGGAGGCGUGGAGCGACGCCGGCGCCGAGCGCGUCACGCUCCUCGCAGAUACGCACACGCUUGCUGGCGGUCGUAUCCCGUCGCUACGUCGCGCGGAGCCUGGCAGCGCGGCGGGCAGCGCGCGCACGGGCGGCGUGCGCGCCGUGCUCGUGUCGUGCGCCGCCGCCGCCGCGCUGCUCGCCGCCGCGCUCGCCGCGCUGCUCUGCCUGCUGCAUGCUAAGCGCAAAUUUUUCUGUUUCUCAAAUGACCAUUACCUAAGGGACAACAGGAAGCUCAGCGAGAGCAAUGAGGCUGAAAGAGAAAAGCUUAGAGAGGGACAGAAACUAUAUUCAUCGUCUUCUAUCAAUGGCAACGAGAAGUCAAAUGAUGACUCAUCAGCGGAGCUGUACGAGAUCAGCCCGUACGCAACGUUCGGCGGUGCGGCGGCACACUCGCUGCAGUUCCGCACGCUCGCGCGCCGCGACGACGACGCGCCCGCGCCGCACCGCCGCCGUCGCGCUUGUGAUCACUAUCGAUACGACGAGUCGAGCCUGUCGAAGUGCAGUACAGUUGAGGCGCGGCACCGGCUGCGCGCGCCGGCCGCGCCCGCGCCCCUCGCGCCCGCACCGCCCGCGCCGCCCGCCUGGCGCGAACGAUCCGACUCGGACGACUACAGUGACAGCGCUGCCAAUACCACCACUAAGGGUUCGGGUUCGGGUGGCGGCAGCGCAUACGGCAGCGGGCGGCGCACCGCCAGCAGCGGAGGCCCGGCCGGGAGCGAGCUCUCGGGGUGCUUCGCCCCAAUACCCCCUGAUAUAUCUUCAUUGAUAGAUAAAUACCAACAGCGGAAGGAACAAGAAAGGCGGGAAUGUACGAUACACGUGUAACAUUCCACAGUCCAAUAUAUAGUUUUUAUACAUGUUUAGGGAGCUCGUCAAUCUUAGUUCUAAUGUAUAGGAUGAUAGGGACUGAAAUGGCAUGUUAUUGCGAUUUAGGGGUGGUGUAUGUAAAAAUAGGCCUCAUCUCUGCCACAAAAAAUAUGUUAAGAAAUAUUGAAUACCAAUAAUGGUCAUAGCUUGAACUCUUGAUAGUCAAUCUAAGUUUUCCGUCUGUUCUUGCUUGCCAAUUUGAUGGUUAUUUUAUAAGCAUCUUCAAAUAAAGCCUAGACUCUAAGAGCAUUGGAUUCUGUUUAUAUUUCUGAGAUUUAAACGCUUUGGAAAGUGAUGGGAACAAGGAAUCUAAGAAGGGAAGAAACUACUAUUUUUAAUCUGAUAACUUUAUCGUAUAUAUAGAUUAUUAUUGGAGAGGUGUUGUUUUCUAUGUUUUCAUUCAAGGCUAAUCAAAGUUCAUAAUAUGGAUCAGAAAAGUGCAAUGGAACUCAUAGUUAUUAUAGAAAAUAAUAUUCAGCAUGAUCCCCUUUUUGAUGUAUAGGGCUACCUACAUAUUAUUAUGUUUUAUUUCAGUAGAUAUUUUUACUACCAAAAAUCACAAAUAAUUUCGUCCUUUAUUAUGUGUAUAAGUGUGCUAGCUUUCGUGUACUUAUUUUGUAUACCAUUAGUUUUUAACUUUUAAAUUCCAAGUUCGAGAAACGAUAGAACAAAUACCCUUACAAAACAUAUUUCUACACGUUUUAUUUGCUUAAGAGCGUGACUGAUUUUAGCAUGGGUAAAUACUUAUUACCUUUUAUGAACAAAAUAAAAUUGUGUUCAAGUUUACUAAGAACUUUUAUACUUCCCUCCUGCAGCGUAUUUUCCUCCUCAACUUUUAUAGAAUGUAGGUACUUUUUAUAAGAAAUGAAAUGGAAAGAGAUGAAUGUAAUUAAUUACUUUAAAGUUUAACGUUUAAAUAGAGCAUGACUUUCAUAGUUUAAAACUGAAAUAAAAUCUUUAACUGAAAACUUAUAUUUUGGUUAAAAAAAUAUCCCUUCGGGUGACUUUUUAAAUUUUAAUAAUUGUUAACCAGUAAAAAUUAAGGUCUUUAAAAUCAACCUCAAAACAUAGUAAUUCGUAAGCCCAUUGUAAACCGUGUUAAAUAGUGUGAGAUAGUACAUAUAUGGCAAUAAAAUUAUAACAAUUUCCAUUUAAAAGCUGGUUUACACUUGAAUUACAGGAACAUUAAAGAAUGUGCCAAAAGUUACCUACCACGGAUCUUAUAUCUAUAAAUUUCAAAAAUGAUAUUGAAGAUAAGUUUAACCUUUGCAAAUUGAAGAGACACGCAGAGACACGCUAAUAAAUAAAGGUACUAAAAUUCAAGAUGUAGUUAACUAAUACAGGAAACCUAAGUGUUUAAUUUAAAAGGUGCGUUAUUUUAAAUUAUAAUAUU
Messenger RNA from Colias croceus (clouded yellow), 6386 nucleotides. RefSeq names its product Down syndrome cell adhesion molecule-like protein Dscam2 (gene Dscam3). Gene Ontology annotation, biological process: cell-cell adhesion. Gene Ontology annotation, molecular function: protein binding. The record is from RefSeq and is a predicted model, not a curated record. Bases 185 to 4951 code for a protein of 1588 amino acids. The transcript has 33 exons. NCBI's taxonomy places the organism in Eukaryota, Metazoa, Arthropoda, Insecta, Lepidoptera, Pieridae.